This is a messenger RNA of Aspergillus wentii DTO 134E9, 438 nucleotides long. RefSeq lists its product as uncharacterized. Bases 101 to 373 code for a protein of 90 amino acids. The record is from RefSeq and is a predicted model, not a curated record. The transcript has a single exon. NCBI's taxonomy places the organism in Eukaryota, Fungi, Ascomycota, Eurotiomycetes, Eurotiales, Aspergillaceae.
CAAAGCCUUGAGGCCAUCGAACAGGCAUGCAAAGACCUCGAUGCCCGAUGGAAACGAUAUUGGGAGCAGGCCACAACCGCGCGUAAAGAAAACCCGUUGAAUGCGUUCGCAACCGAAUACGUGGCUGGGUAUGAAGAAGGUGAUAAGUGGCAGGAUGAAGUUGGGGAAUGCAGAGCCCGUGGUGGUUGCUGCAGUCGUCGCUGUCAGUGCUGCAAACUGGGACGACGAAAAGGACUUGCUCAUGCUACUGGUAAUCCAGAUAAAGAGGUCCGGAUGCAUUGCAGUGUGGAGUGUGGAUGCUGCAUUCGCUGGAAAGGGUUUUAUGAACCUCACGAAAAGGAAAGAAGAGACCGGGAGUGGGAGAAGAAUAUGAUUCUCGUGUAGUUUGAAGACUUGCUGUAUGCAGUUGAGAGACUUGCUAUCGUGAAAACUCCUAGU